AUUGGUCACAUAAAUCGCUGACAUAACAAAGAAAUCGGGUUGAAGUAAAUACAAAAUAUAUCGAGGAACAUCGUCGUUAUUCCCACAAUUCAUUGGAUUUAUUUGACGAAAUUGUGUAGAUUACUUCCAUUUUAUUUAUUUCCCGUGCUAGUUUUUGGUGAGAAAUCAAAAUGUUUGAGGCAAGACUGGUUCAAGGUUCUUUGUGGAAGAAAAUAUGUGAUGCUGUUAAAGAUUUGCUGCAGGAAGCAAAAUGGGACUGCAAUGCAAGUGGUAUUACUUUACAGGCAAUGGACAGUUCCCAUGUGAGUUUAGUGUCGCUAAAUUUAAGAAGUGAAGGAUUUGACACAUACAGAUGUGACAGAAAUCUAUCGAUGGGAAUCAAUUUGGGGAGCAUGGCCAAAAUCAUCAGGUGCGCAGGAAACGAUGAUGUGAUAACUUUAAAAACUGGGGAUGAUGCGGAUACAAUAACAUUUGUCUUCGAAUCCCCAAAUAAUGAAAAGGUCUCCGACUACGAGAUUCGUCUAUUGGACUUGGAUACAGAGCAUCUGGGUAUUCCUGAAACAGAAUAUAGCUGUGUGGUGAAAAUGCCAGCUGCAGAGUUUCAGAGGAUCUGCCGAGAUCUGAGCCAGAUUGGGGAGUCUGUGGUCAUUUGCUGUACUAAAGAAGGCGUCAAGUUCUCUGCAACUGGUGAUCUUGGCACUGGCAACAUCAAGCUUGCCCAGAAUUCAAGUUCUGACAAGGAGGAAGAUGCUGUUAUCAUUGAGAUGUCCCAAGCUGUAACCCUGACCUUUGCACUCCGAUACCUAAACUAUUUCACCAAGGCCACACCAAUCUCCGGUCAGGUGACAUUGUCCAUGUCUGCAGAUGUACCCCUCGUUACGGAGUACAAGAUUGCUGACAUGGGUUACCUGCGCUUCUACCUGGCACCAAAAAUGGAGGAUACUGAUGACUGAACGCCUGACCAUUGUAACUGUGAUUGUUGAAAAACGGAAAAAUAAUGACUUAUGGAAAGUGAUCUUGAGGCAAAAUUCAGACUUGUAGUAAUUUUGCUGCAUGAACAAAAUUGGAGCUACAUUAUCACAAAUUUAAGUGCUGAUUUUCUUGUGCUUGUAAUCAUGCAUCAAUAACAUUUUAGAAUCCUGUAGUAUGCCAUAAAUGUUUAUGAAUUAUGUAUUGAUUAAUAAAUUAUAACAAUUUAAA
This is a messenger RNA of Mya arenaria, 1200 nucleotides long. RefSeq names its product proliferating cell nuclear antigen-like. Bases 171 to 953 code for a protein of 260 amino acids. Gene Ontology annotation, molecular function: DNA binding; DNA polymerase processivity factor activity. The record is from RefSeq and is a predicted model, not a curated record. Lineage: Eukaryota; Metazoa; Mollusca; Bivalvia; Myida; Myidae. Gene Ontology annotation, biological process: regulation of DNA replication; mismatch repair; leading strand elongation. The transcript is spliced from 6 exons. Gene Ontology annotation, cellular component: PCNA complex.